AGUCUGUUCUAAAAUGAUAGAGCUCUCAAGCCCCUUAUCCAACCAUCUUCCACACAUUCAAAUCCCAAUAUACCUCUUCAGCUUUCUCUUCCCAGUCAUCUGCAGAUGACAUAAUCACAACCUCCAAGCUUGGAAUUCUGAUCACUAUUCAUCAAUGGCUACCACUUCGCUAUUACCCAAAUCCAUUCCACCAAUUUUCACAAACCCCACUUCAAUUUCCUCCACUCGAUUCGGUACUCUUCCUUUUCUAAGCAAUCCAGCAGAUCGUCAACCACAUUGUCCAGUACGAACAGCAACUAUUCGAGCAAAUGCGAAAAAGAAAAACGAGUGGCUGGACCCAUUCGAUACAGGUGAGGACCCGGACAUGGAGUAUGGAUCGCAGUAUUCUGAGGGUAAGCAAUCCGAGGACCCAAGACCACCCGAGAAUCCAGACAACCCGUAUGGGUUUCUCAAGUUUCCACCAGGGUUCAUGCCAGAAGUUAUGUCGUUAGGGUUGAAAAUAAGGGGUGAUGUUAGGAGAUGCUGUGUUGUGAUUUCUGGUGGGGUUUAUGAAAACCUGUUGUUUUUCCCAACCAUCCAACUGAUUAAGGAUCGAUACCCUGGUGUUCAGGUGGAUGUCCUGAGCUCGGCCAGAGGGAAACAAGCUUUUGAGCUGAACAAAAAUGUGAGAUGGGCGGAUGUUUUUGAUCCAGAAGAUGAUUUCCCUGAGCCUGCAGAAUACCUUGAUUUACUCGGACUACUCAAGAAUAGGUACUAUGAUAUGAUGCUUUCAACGAAACUAGCAGGUUUAGGACAUGCGUCGUUUCUGUUCAUGUCAGCAGCUACGGAGCGGGUGAGUUACAUAUAUCCAAAUGUGAAUUCCGCAGGAGCUGGAUUACUUCUAUCCCAAACAUUCACACCGGAUCACUUGAAUCUCUCCGAGGCUGGAUAUAACAUGUACCAUCAGAUGACUGAUUGGUUAGCGAGGCCAGGGAGGAGUGUACCAAGGCAAAUAAUUCCACCACUUAAAGUAUCCAUUUCCAGAAAGCUGAAGGACGUAGUGGCUGACAAAUACAAUAAAAUUGGUGUUGAGAAAGGGAAAUAUAUUGUCAUACACGGGAUACAAUCCGAUUCAAAAGCCUCUAUGCAAUCGAGGGGGGAUGCCGAUAGCUUACUACCCUUAAAUAUAUGGGCCCAGAUAACAAAUUCAAUCAGGGGAGUCAAACCGGUCUAUGUCAUCCCUCAUGAGAAAGAAAGAGAGAAUGUGGAGGAAAUUGUAGGAGAUGAUGCCAAUAUAAUAUUCAUCACCACACCAGGACAGUUGGCUGCUUUUAUUAAUGACUCUGCUGGGGUUAUAUCUACAAACACAGCAGCAAUACAACUAGCAGUCGCACGUGAAAAACCCUGUGUGGCAUUGUUUGGGUCUGAAGAGAAAGCAAAACUGUUUCUUCCAAACAUAAAAGACAAUAAAUGCAUUGUAGCUUCAUCAAAGACGGGGAAGUUGGUAGAUAUUGACACUAAUGCUGUCAAAAAUGCAGCCCAGAUAUUUGAGAUGCCACUCGCUAUUGCCUAGAAUCAACAGCAUACUUUUUCUUUUGUUUAAAUACUUCUGUCAUUUAACUGUAUAUUUGAUAUCAAAAUUUGUUGCUACAAUUGCAUAUAUAGCAUCUGUUUUCUCAUAUGUGUAGUGACUAAAUUUACAUGUUCAUUCUUAGUUUUUAUGAGAGGGGCAGAUGCAAAAGAAUAGAACACAUACUUUGAUUUGUUUGUUUAAUAUAGGGUCAAAUGCAAAAAAUGACAAUGUACCUUUCAUUCAUUUGUGUAUUAUGUAUCCUAUUUUCAUUUCUUCUUA
Messenger RNA from Lactuca sativa (garden lettuce), 1831 nucleotides. RefSeq names its product NDH-dependent cyclic electron flow 1 (gene PNSB1). Gene Ontology annotation, biological process: photosynthetic electron transport in photosystem I. The record is from RefSeq and is a predicted model, not a curated record. Gene Ontology annotation, cellular component: NAD(P)H dehydrogenase complex (plastoquinone); chloroplast. Lineage: Eukaryota; Viridiplantae; Streptophyta; Magnoliopsida; Asterales; Asteraceae.